GCCGUGCCAGCGCCCUAGGACAAAUGCUCGUCCGCGAGCCCGCGCCGCUGGCUGGGACGGCCGGCCGCUCGCGCGCGAUGCCUUCGCAUUGGAUGAAACAGUGCUCAAGUUAUGGGCCUGAAUGUGAGGUGAGCAAGGGCAUGGCCGCGUGGGGGCGCCGGACAGGCGGGGCCGGAGGCGGCGGGCGGCUCCGCCUGGCCAGUCUUGGACUCGCCGAAGCAGUCACGCUCGCAGAAGCAGCCACGCGCGCGCUCGAGGCAACGGACACAGCGCCCGGCCGCGUAGCAAUUGAACCUGCCUGCUCGCCAUGGAACCUGAGUAUCGAGAGCCUCGUUGGAGCGACGGUCCAUAACAGGGGUGCGGCGCGGGUUGCCGGCCGUGUCACCAUCCAACACCAUCCGAGAAACCGACUAUGCGAGACAAGUAUCUGGAGGGCCAUCCGAAGUUACGCCUGACAUUGUUGAGAACGCUGCGCCGCGCGCUACUCGCUCUGCGUAAUUCCAACGGCACACGGCGCCGGCAGCACGCCCAAGAGUCUUGCGCCCGACCCCUACGCAAAGCGCAGCCGCGGUCACGAUCAUCACUGGAACAGCCCGCGUCAAACGCUUGACUAGCUCACUCGCCCGCGCGCGCAGCUACCGCCGCCACGAGCGCCACAGCAGCUUGUCCUUCUGUCGGCCAUAUCGGAGCGCCUGCCCGCGCCGGCUUCGGAAGCAUGCCACGCAACUUGGCGGGCUGCGGGCGCCACCCGCCGCAGCCGCGCUACCACGCCUUUGCCUUCUACUCGGCGGUGCGGCUGGGAGACCCGGAGAUGCUUGCGCGCAUCAUGACGGUGGAUCCCUACUUUGUGACCCAGGACAACGGUGCCGGCGCGCCCAUCCACUUCGCCGUCACCUACCGCCAACUGGACAUGGUGCACCACCUGCUGAACCUGGGCGCGCACGUGAACCAGCGCGACCCGCGCGGCCUGACGCCGCUGCACCGCGCCGCGCACCUGGCGCACCUGGAUGGCUACCUGGAGCUGUACGAGUACCUGCUGUCCCGCGGCGCCGACCCAACCAUCACCUCUGACGACUUCGACCCCUACCUGGACCCCGGCCCCAAGACCCCAGCCGUCAUGGCGCCGCCAGAUGCCCGCGUGCGGGCUGCGCUGGCGGCGCUAGAGUCGGCGUAUGCGGAUGUGCCCAAGGCGCCCCGCGCGCACCCUGACCUGGGCGACUGGUGGGCGCUGUACGACUACGGCCCCGAGGUGGUGGCGGCUUGGCCGCACGACUACUGCCACCCCUACCCGGAGGAGGAGGCGCGGCGCCGCGCGCAGGCGGAGCGGCGCGCUGAGAAGCUGGAGCGGCGGCAGCUGCGAGAGGCGUACCUGGCCGCGCUGGCCGCAGGUGGCGACGGGAGCGAGGUUGUGGCGGCCGCUGAGGAGAAGAAGAAACAACAGCAGGCAGAGAAACAGCAGGCCGCAGCCUCAGCGGCGUCCGCUGCUGCGGCGGCAGCAGGCAAGGCCGCGGGGCCCUCCGGUUCCGUGCCUGGUCCCGCGUCGGCGCCCGCAACGGCUGCAUCCGGCGGUGCCUCCACGAGCGCUGUCGCCGCACCGCGGCCGCCGCCGCCAGCGGCCGUGGCUGCUGCCAGUGCCGCUGUGACUCCGGCGGUGCCGAAGGGCCGUGUUGCGUUUGUGUUCCCGGGCCAGGGCUCCCAGGCUGUGGGCAUGCUGUCUGCCGCCGCCUCGCUGCCGGCGGUGGCGGCCAUGUUGGACACGGCGCGGGCGGUGCUGGGCUACGACCUCGAGGAGCUGUGCCGCAACGGCCCGCAAUCAGCAUUGGACGACACGCGAGUGGCCCAGCCCGCGCUGUUCAUGGCGGGGCUGGCGGCGGUGGAGCUGUUGCGCUCGCGAGACCCGCAGCUGGUGGCGGCGGCCGAGGCCGGUGGCAGUAGCAGUAGCGCCGGAGGCAGUGGCAGCAGCACUGGCGGCUGUGUGUGUGCGGGCCUCAGCCUGGGUGAAUACACAGCGCUGGUGUUCGCGGGCGCACUCACCUUUGAAGAGGGGCUGCGGGUGGUCAAGGCGCGUGGCGAGGCCAUGGCGGCGGCGGCGGCCGCGGGCGCCGGCGCGCGGCCGCACGGCAUGCUGAGUGUGGUCGGGCUGGGAGACGCUAGACUGGGGGAGGUGGUGGCGGCGGCGCUGGCGGGCGCGGCUCCGGGCAGUGUGUGCCAGGUCGCAAACUACCUCUUCCCACAGGGCCGAGUGGUGAGCGGCCACAGGGAUGUGCUGGAGGUGGUGCGGGCGGGGGCGCUGGCGGCGGGCGCACUCAAGGCCACCAUUCUGGCGGUGAGCGGCGCCUUCCACACCCCACUCAUGGCGCCCGCGCGCGAGCAGCUGCUGCAGGCCCUGGACGCCGUACAGCUGCGGCCGCCGCGCCUGCCCGUGCUCUCCAACGUCACGGCGCAGCCCUUCCCGCCCGACCCCGCCGCCAUUCGCGAACUGCUGGGUCGCCAACUUGUGGAGCCGGUGCAGUGGGAGGCCUGCCUGGCAGCAUUGCUGGCGCCGCCGGCGGGCCCGGGGGCGCCGGAAUCGGGUGGCGUGGCGCUGUGGGAGCUGGGGCCAGGGCAGCAGAUCAAGGCGAUGGUGAAGCGGCUGAGUUUGGAGGCGUGGCGUGGCAUGGGCAAUGUGGCGCCGUGAGGAGGGGAGGAAGGAGCAGGGAGGGAGGGAGGGAGGUCGGAGGGAGGGAGGGAGGUGGAGGUGGAGGGGGAGGUGUGCCGGGCCCGGGGCAACUGGAUGGGAAAGUGGUGAUGAAAGGAUGGUGGAGGAGGUUACGGGUGGACUGUGUUGGCACUUUGGCAUUGGGGUUUGCGCACUGCAGGUAGGCUGGAGGGUGGAGUGGGUGUUGUUGUGUAGGCUCUGCACCAGUGGCGGGUAAACAAGCUCGAUGAAGGUGCUUCAGGUAGGACGUGUAAGCUACGGGCAGGCAGGUGUAGGGUACGGACGCGGGGAUGUGAGCAUUUGAACAGUCACGUGGCAGGCCAACGUCAUUUGGUACUUUGAUCACAUAGUUCCGAGGAUUGCUGCAGGUGUUCUUCUCCGGUAGAUAUUAGAGCAGGUGUGCGUUCGGGGCAGGAGGUGUGCUUGGUGGCGGCAGCGUGAGCCUGGUGUGCCUGGCUGCUUCAGGUUGUCCCAAGUACUCGAUCAGAUGACUCGAGGAGGCAACCGUGGAACCCGUACUAACAGGGUACACCGUGGAAC
Chlamydomonas reinhardtii is the source of this 3238-nucleotide messenger RNA. RefSeq lists its product as uncharacterized. Gene Ontology annotation, molecular function: protein binding; fatty acid synthase activity. The record is from RefSeq and is a predicted model, not a curated record. The transcript has 13 exons. Bases 716 to 2677 code for a protein of 653 amino acids. Gene Ontology annotation, cellular component: fatty acid synthase complex. NCBI's taxonomy places the organism in Eukaryota, Viridiplantae, Chlorophyta, Chlorophyceae, Chlamydomonadales, Chlamydomonadaceae. Gene Ontology annotation, biological process: fatty acid biosynthetic process.